This is a messenger RNA of Adineta steineri, 1893 nucleotides long. The record is from the annotation of a GenBank genome assembly. Lineage: Eukaryota; Metazoa; Rotifera; Eurotatoria; Adinetida; Adinetidae.
AUGGGAAAUACAUGUUCAGAACCUACUCCCGUACGAUCGAAUAUUACAUCAAAAAAAUUAGAUAAUCAAACGAAUUCACGUACGCGUAUCGUCGAAAAUUUUAUUAUUGUAUGGUUAGAUGCGAAUAUAAAUAAAUCCAAUAGCGAUAUACAAAAUUCACUAAAUCAACUCCAACAUACAGUUAAUACAAUUAAAAUAUUUACUGAUAUUGAAUCUUGUGUUAAUUUUCUACAUGGGAUUGAGCAUGAGAAAGUUUUUCUAAUUGUUUCUGGUUCAUUGGGUCAACAAAUUUUACCAACUAUUCAGCAUAACAAUCAACUUGAUUCCGUUUAUAUAUUUUGUCAUGAUUUAACUAAACAUGCAACAUGGGUAAAACAAUAUAAAAAAAUUAAAGGUAUGUUCAAUGGAAUCGAACCAUUAUGUGAAAAACUUAAAAGUGAUAUACGUCAACGAGAUAAAGAUUUAACACCUGUUAGUAUUGUUUCAACAAAAUCGAAUGAACUUGAUCAAUCAUUUAUGUAUUCUCAAUUAUUAAAAGAUAUUUUAUUAAGAUUACCAUUUAAUGAUCAAGCAAAAAAGGAUCUUGUAGAAUUUUGUCGAGAACAAUAUUCGAAAAAUAAAUAUGAAUUAAAAAUUAUUGAUGAAUUUGAACGUGAUUAUGAUCGACCAUCACCUAUUUGGUGGUAUACACGUGAAUGUUUUACAUAUACAAUGCUUAAUAAAGCAUUAAGAACACAAGAUAUUGAAAUAAUUAUAAAAAUGGGUUUCUUUGUUCGUGAUCUUCAUCGCCAACUUGAAGAAUUACAUUCAAAAAUUGAUAUAAAUACUCAAUUAAUAGUUUAUCGUGGUCAAGGAAUGUUAAAUGCAGAAUUUGAAAAAAUGAAAGCGAAUCAAGGUGGUCUGUUAUCAUUUAAUAAUUUUUUAUCAACAAGUACUACACGUGAAGUAUCAUUAGGUUUUGCGCGUUGUGCAUUGAAUAAUCAAGAUUUAACAGCUAUUUUAUUUCAAAUGAAUAUUGAUCCAUCAGUUUCUACAACACCAUUUGCUUGUUUAGAUAAUCUUAGUUAUUUUUCUGAUUCGGAAAAAGAAAUUCUCUUUUCUAUGCAUACAAUUUUUCGUAUUGAUGAAAUCAAACAACUUGAAGAACGUUUAUGGGAAGUACAUUUAAAAUUAACAAGUGAUAAUGAUGAACAAUUAGCUAAAGUUACUGAACAGAUGAAAACGGAAAUUGCAGGUGGAACUGAUUGGCAUGCUUUAGGACAUUUAAUGACAAAAAUUGAUAGAUUUGAUAAAGCUGAAGAAAUAUAUAAAACAUUAUUAGAAACAACAGAUAAAAAUAAUUCAAAAGAUAUUGCACAACUCUAUCAUCAACUUGGAUAUGUUAAUAAACAAAGGGAUAAUUUAUCUGAUGCACUUAUUUAUUAUAAAAAAUCCUUGGAAUUAAAAUUAACUUAUUUACCAAAGAAUGAUCCAGGAUUUUCAGCAACCUAUUCUAAUAUUGGGUCUGUUCUUCUUGAACAACAUGAUCUUAAUGGUGCAUUAAAAUAUUAUCAACACGCACUUGAGAUUGAUCUGCAUGCACCUGAACCUGAUCAACUUGAAAUUGCAACUGAUUACAAUAAUAUUGCACAAGUUCUUAUGGAUCAACGUCAACAUACAGAUGCAUUGAAAAAUUUUCAAAAUGCAUUAAAUAUUUUUCUUAAAAAACUUUCACCUCGUCAUCCAUCAAUAGGUAUACUUUAUAAUAAUAUUGGUGAUGCAUAUAAAGUUAUGGGUGAUAGAUUAAAUGCACACUCGUCUUACAAGAAAUCAUUCGAAAUUUUAGAAAAAUCUUUACCACCAAAUCAUCGAACAUUAACUAUAGUUCAUGAUAAUAUGACAAGUAUGUCAUAA